CUUUGGCGGUUCGUUGUCGUCUUAUGCGGUUGUCUCAUCGACCUGUCGUGGCUUCAUGAUUAUCAUUCCUGGUCUUCUUGAUGCCGCCUCACGUCAUCACCCUCGCUCCUUCACUCCAGUGUGCUGGGGCUGAGGGGGUCACAAAGAUCCGAAGAUGGCCGGAGAGCAGCCCGACCGAGGAACAGUAUGCUGUGAGCUGCAGCGGCGGCAGAGAGCGGUGCGGAUCCCCGUGUGUGUCGGUCUCCGGAGGCGGGGCGGACAUCUAGCCGGACCUUAACUGUUGUGGAUCUCCAUCCAUCGAACCCAUACACACGCAUCCACAUACAUUUUCACGCAGACUGGACAAAGACACUUUAACACCCCCGGCUGGGAUUCAGAUUCACUCACCACAGAACCAGCCUGUCUCAUUCCUGCUUCUAUCGACAGCUGACCUGUAACCAGUUGGAGAGAGAGAGGAGCAAAUGGAAAGGGAGCAGCAAGAAGGAGGAUGAGCGAGAGAAAGCAGGACCCGAGAGAUUCCUCAUGCCCAUUGGGAGCCCCUCGCUCUGCAGACUGCUGAUUUAAAAAAGAAUAAAGGGGACUUUGCCUAAAGAGGCCCAACAGGAUUUUGACUUCUCUUCAGCGUGUUGUCCUUUAGCGGGAGUCCUCCCUUUUGUCUCGGGAGGAGCUGUCAUGACAGUACUCUGAAAAUAGAAAUAAGUUCUUUUUUUAUCCAUUUUACCCAGAAUCCAACUACUGCUUUUUACCUAAAACAAUUAUUUGCCAUGGAGAAGACAUACUCACUAACUGCCCACUAUGAUGAGUUCCAGGAAGUAAAAUACGGCGGUCGGUACAGCAGUGACAUCCUAAGCAAUGGCAUGACCCUUCACCUGGGGGGCAGCCUGGACCGCCAUAUGGGGCGAAGCCGAGGAGGCACUUUGUCAAACGGUCGAAACAAAGAUCCAAGCAACGCCAGCAACAGUGGAGGGCUUCCUCGAUGGAGCCGGAGGGAGAUCUGCCUCCUCUCUGCACUGGUCUUCGCUGCAGGCAUGUGUGUUAUCUUGGGGAGCAUGCUGGCACUCAAGUACAUUUCCCUGGACGCCCAGCAGGACCCACAGUGCCGACAGGACUGCCAACGCAAACGCUCCCUGCUGCGCACGGCUCGCUUCGUUCAGUCCAAUAUUGACCCAACCAUCCAGCCCUGCCAGGACUUCUACUCGUUUGCCUGUGGCGGUUGGUUGAGGCGCCACGGCAUCCCAGAGGACAAGCUCAGCUAUGGCAUCAUCACGGCUAUAGGGGAGCACAACGAGGAGAAACUACAGCACCUCCUUCUGGAGCCAGUACGGAGGCGUGGGCACAACUCUGCAGAGCGCAAGGUCAAGGAGUUCUACAGAUCUUGCGUCAACAUCCAGGAAAUCGACAAGCUGGGCUCUGACCCCAUGACGGAGGUGAUAGACAGCUGUGGGGGGUGGGACCUGGUGGGGGCUCCUCCGGGUUCUGCUGGGUGGGAGAGCGAUGGUGCGCCACAGAGGCCGGACUUCGAUGAGCUAUUGUACAGGACACAGGGCGUGUACAGCACUGCCGUCUUUUUCUCCCUCACUGUCAAUGUGGACGACAAAAACUCCUCCAGGAACGCUAUCAGGGUUGAUCAGGAGGGGCUCACACUCCCAGAGAGAAGCCUCUAUCUGGGACAGGAUGAGGACAGUGUGAAGAUCCUGGCGGCGUACAAGGCCCUGAUGGAGCGCUUGCUGAGCAUGCUGGGAGCUCAAGAACCCACGCAGAAGUCCAAGGAGAUUAUACAGCUGGAGACUCGUCUGGCCAAUAUCACUGUGUCAGAAUAUGAUGACCAAAGAAAGGACAUCAGCACCAUGUACAACCGCAUCACCCUGAGGCAGCUACAGCGCAUUGCUCCUAGUCUGACCUGUAACCAGUUGGAGAGAGAGAGGAGCAAAUGGAAAGGGAGCAGCAAGAAGGAGGAUGAGCGAGAGAAAGCAGGACCCGAGAGAUUCCUCAUGCCCAUUGGGAGCCCCUCGCUCUGCAGACUGCUGAUUUAA
Messenger RNA from Paralichthys olivaceus (Japanese flounder), 2033 nucleotides. NCBI's taxonomy places the organism in Eukaryota, Metazoa, Chordata, Actinopteri, Pleuronectiformes, Paralichthyidae. The record is from RefSeq and is a predicted model, not a curated record.